Molecule: messenger RNA, 2685 nt
Organism: Colius striatus (speckled mousebird)
Lineage: Eukaryota; Metazoa; Chordata; Aves; Coliiformes; Coliidae
Gene: UBE3D
Product: ubiquitin protein ligase E3D
Exons: 10
Coding region: 36-1199 (387 amino acids)
Biological process (GO): protein autoubiquitination; proteasome-mediated ubiquitin-dependent protein catabolic process; protein monoubiquitination
Cellular component (GO): cytosol; nucleus; ubiquitin ligase complex
Molecular function (GO): ubiquitin conjugating enzyme binding; cyclin binding; ubiquitin protein ligase activity
Source: RefSeq, a predicted model, not a curated record
UCUACGCGGGCAGCCGGCGCCGUUGCGUUGCCGGCAUGGCCGGAGAGUUUCUGCUGGAGAUCAGGCGGGGGACGCAGAGCGCGUUGCUGGUUAUCCGCGAGGCGGCCCUCCCGAGCUGGCCGGUGGACGUGUCGGUAGCGGCGGACCGUGUGGAAGUGCGGAGCGGCGGGAGCUGCGAGGCGGCGGCGCUGCCGGCAGAGGUCAGGCUGGCGCCGUCCUCCUGCCGCGGCCUGAGCCGCCUCCCCGGCGAGGGCCUGCACCUGCGCAUGCGCCUGCGCCGCCCGCCGCCCGGCGCCGAUUUGAUUUUUGCUUUGAGGGAAAUCCUGAAACCCCAGAAGAAUUAUAACUUUUACUGUCAAUCCUGUGGUGACAUCAUAGUUAAAGACCGGAAGUUUCUCAGAGUUCUUCCUCUACCAAGUGAAAACUGGAGUGCUUUAGUUGAAGAGUGGUGUUGUCACCCUAACCCCUUUGCCAGAAGCACUUUACACCCUCAGCAUGAUGACUGUUUUUCUGGAGACACGUUUUUUCUGUUGAAUUCAGGAAAUGAAUCAGAUGUGCCUGAACUUCCCAUGUGCUGCUCAGAGUCUGGACACCAUGCUUCUCAGAUUGACUCCAACUUGAAAUCAAAGGAAAAUACCAGAGUAAUUUGUAAGCGCUGCAAGACAAUGCUGGGAGAAAAAGUAUCAUCAGAUACCAUCAAAUAUUACAUCACCCAGGUAAUUUUUCGACCAUCUGAAGAAAGUUUCAGCCCAACACCAAGGUCUCAAUUCCUACAGAGCAUGGUUGCUCAGUGUCUUGUGGAAUUAUCUUCUGCCAAAAGCACAUUCAGAUUCACCGUAACAGGAGAUAAUGAAAAAAUCUAUAUUCUGAUAUGGCUUUUAAAUUCUGACACAUUGCUGGUGGAGUCUUUAGGAAGUUCCUUCUCCCACAAUGGUUUUACACAGUUUGGAGAUAUUUUCAUGCCUAGCUCUGGACCAGUGGGGACCUGGAAUGCAGUCAAAGUCCUUUACCAACCGUGCACUAAAAGCAGGAAUAAGGAGCUUGCUGAUGCAUGGGAAAAUGAUAUUGGAGUUCAUCCUUUAAAGUUCCCAUCAGAAACGUGUUUGGAAUUACUGCUAAUACUGGGUUUGAGUACCACUUCUCUGCCACCUUCUCUUCAAUGCAUGAACUCUUUUCAGGUUGCUUUUUUGAAGAUGUGAAGAAUGGAGAUACCUGUGUUGAAAACUAUUCUCAAAUUCAUUUUCAGCAGAAAUAAGCAGAUAACUUCCAAUGAUGAUCAACUGGUGGUACAAAGCAAAGUGGGAGUGUGUUGUGUUCUUCUUCAUAGCUUGAUAUGUUGCAAAACCACAGGCAGAAUUAACUUUUGCAUCCAGUACAUUCUUAGGUGUCAUUCUAAGACUGACUUAAGUAUCUCUCCUGUCACAUUCAGCUGGGAUGACUGCUAUGAUCUCUUUGUUGCCAAAAGGAUUAUCUAUGUAUCUUAGAACUACCUUUACCAGACAGCGUUUGAUAAGAAAAUUCACAACUAGGAGCAAAGAGAGAUUAAAACAUAUUUAAUGUAAUGGAUACUGUAAAUUCUUUACUUUGUUCUGGUAAAGCUAGAAGUCCAUCUUCAAAACAUAAAGUCUGGGUUUUGUCAAUGUUUCUACUUCAAAGUUUAUCUUUCUUCUUGAGAGACAAAGGAGACGGUUUGUCUGUUCCUACACCUCGUGUACAAUUUUUACAAGUUGUUAAUGUUCUGGAGAAUCAAGUUUUUAUACCUAUUUGGAAUAAUUAUUUCUGCAGCUCCAAAAGAGAGCAUAUAUAUGAAGGCUGUCCUUCCAGAAGCUGCUGGAGGUGAAAGGUGCUUGUAGAAUCUUGAUUAGUAGUCAACACAACUAGUCUUCUCUGUUGUGGAUGCCCACGUACCUUCCAGGAGAGCAAUAGUGCAGUAGAACACAGAAGCUGUUACCAUUUUUGGUUUUGGAGUGGAUUGUUCACUUAGUUAACAGCAAUUUUUACCUUCUCUUGUUCAGGAUGGUAUAAGUGUAUGGGCUGAGGAGCAGAAAAGAUGCCUCCUGGUAUUUUUGCGUCAAUUCCUGCUUAUUGGGAUGAGCAGCUCUUGAACUAGAAGGAAGUGAUACUUUAGUGUCAGCCAUUUCUCUUGGACUCCUCAUCCUUCCAGGGUCUUACCCCAUAUCUAUCUCUCUUAUGUUAAAACACUGCUCUUGGCAAAGCAGUUAUGUUCUGGAGUGGUUCAUCUGAGCUAGUGUGACACUUCUGUGUUCUCAAGAUAUAUUCAAAAAGGUAUCCAAACAGGAAGGAAAAAAAAGAGAGAGAGCCUGUUUGUAUGGGCUGGCUUUUUCAAAGUCUGUCUUUAAACUCUCCAAAGUAAUGUUGCCUUGUUCAAAAUCUGACAUAUUUUGGGGUAAUAGAUUCUGGAUGGAAUAUUCUUGUUAAGAAAGUUCUUUGCAAUUCCUGAAUGUCAAUGAACAUGUCCUUUAUUCUUGAAAAGAUCAUAAUGUAGGAAGUGACCCUGCAAAACGUUGGACACCUUCUCUGGGUGUUACACAUCUAGAGACAAGUAGCUGGGGCCUCCCAGCACUCACUCUGGAUAUAAUAUAUAUUUUUUAUGUUAUUAUUUUAUUUUUCAGUUUUCUCAGAAGAACAACAAUAUUCUGGGGUUUGUAUUCAGGAACUAAAUUA